AUGGACACAAAAUAUGGAAUUGCGGCUUCGGCAUCGCUCGACCGCCUGCCUCGGGACAUUGUGUUCAACAUCUGCGACUAUCUCGGGAUGGACGAGAUGAUCAGCCUCUUCAAAGUCAAUUCCAAUUUGGCAAAAUUUGGUGGCAAAGAAAGGACCAGCUUCCUCAUCCACUACGACUGGACGCGUCGCGUCUGUAACGCCAUGCUCUGGGCCUGCGAGCACGGAGAUGUCACCUUCGCGUCCUCGCUUAUGAGCUAUGGUUACGACCUCGACCAAGUUGACUCCACUUGGCUGCGUGCCAGACGAAGAAUAGAGCUUCGCCCACCAUACAGACAUGAGCUUUCUGGAUAUCGGCUUCGGCAAGCCAUCGAUCUGUCUCUUCUCAACAAGGCCGUGGACUGCGAUCAGCCUGAUUUCGUCAGAUUCCUGUUCGAGAACGGAAAGGAAAGCGGAAACAAGCCGCUUGAGGUCAAGAGAUUCCCACCAGGAUAUAGCGAUUUCAACCAGGGCCACCUAAGUCUGCUUCACCUUGCACGCAGUGCCCACAUGUUGAGGCUUCUCCUAGCGAUAGAACCUGGUCUCCCUAUCGACGAUGGGCCCGUCACCAAAUAUGAGCCCCUUCUUUUGUGGCUUAUUGAGAGAGGCAUUGGCGUAGAGAGUCUUUCGGUGUUGCUCCACGAAGGAGCUCGACCUGACGGGGCGGUGCUUUCCUCUGAUUGCAUCCGUGUGCACUUCGAAGGCAACUGCUCCUUUUCAGAAAAGUCUAGGAGUCUCUCACCGCAGACCCCAAUCGAGGCUGCGGUCUACCACUCCAACCUCCCGGCUUUCCAACUCCUCUUCAACUGGGGUGCAGAGUUUGAGUACGCCGAAUUCGACCAUGUGGAGAUGGACCGAAUCAACCUCCAGUCCUACUUAGCCAUGUGCUUCUUCUCGACUAAAUCAGACUUGCAUUCGUCCUGUGAUAUAGCAGAGAAUAUCCUCAAGAUCUGUGUCUCGCACGGUCUUGACCUUCAGGCACCUUACAAGCGUCGACGUGGUGUGGACUUUGAUUCUGAACCAGGACAAGACACACUACCUGGACAUGCGCUUAUGCAUUGCGAUUCCGUCACCAUGCUAGAGGCGCUAAUCAGUGUUGGAAUAAGUUUCGACGUGCCCAUUACGCAGCUGUUCGAUCUCCAAAGCCAGCACAAGUUCCAUGGCCGCGAAUUAAACAUCAGAGAGAGUCACGACCCUGCUUUCUUACUGCUGCGGGUGUUUUUUAGGAGGCUCAAGGCUGACCCAACCUCUGGUGAUCCCAAAUUCGCGGACUCAUCCUUCUUUCAGUGCCUGAGGAGAAAGCUACAGAUGCUGCCACAACGAGAAGAGGGCGCUAAAGAACAGUCAAACCUCGAAUAUGUGGUCCAGUCCGCUCCAGCCUGUCGGCUUGAGGCAACGGUUCUGGCAGUUCUUGGCGCUUAUGGCUCAGCACGGCUGGAUAAGGGAUGUAUAAGAUUAUUGCUUCGCCGCACUUACUCUUGGGGAGGAACGCUGCAUACCAGCCGUCGUCUUGUGGAGACACUCAUCUGCGCCGGGGCGCCCAUCUACAGCCGACCAGACCAAUCUUCAGUACUUCGUCGCGCUUUUCAAAUCCCGGUUACACCCCGGUCUUUCCCUCAGACGCUCGACCUCGCCACCGGCAUCAGACCAGUCUUGGACAGGGAGAAGGAAACGGGGGUGCCGGCGCCAACCGCCGAUGAGAUCUGGCAGAGGCAAGACAACGCUGCGGCUAUUAUGAAUCUUCUGAUCGGCCACGGAGCUGAGUUGAAGGAUAAGGAGAUUUCUGCCGCCCGCAAAAGCGGUUGGGUUCCCCCUCCUGAGUCAUUUCAGUUGCAGCGGCUUUAUGCGGUGACUGGACCGAUGUCGUCGAAAUAG
Colletotrichum karsti is the source of this 1911-nucleotide messenger RNA. RefSeq lists its product as uncharacterized. The transcript has a single exon. Bases 1 to 1911 code for a protein of 636 amino acids. Lineage: Eukaryota; Fungi; Ascomycota; Sordariomycetes; Glomerellales; Glomerellaceae. The record is from RefSeq and is a predicted model, not a curated record.